This is a messenger RNA of Botrytis deweyae, 3804 nucleotides long. RefSeq lists its product as uncharacterized. The transcript is spliced from 3 exons. NCBI's taxonomy places the organism in Eukaryota, Fungi, Ascomycota, Leotiomycetes, Helotiales, Sclerotiniaceae. The record is from RefSeq and is a predicted model, not a curated record. The coding region runs from base 1 to 3804 and encodes 1267 amino acids. Gene Ontology annotation, molecular function: protein binding; histone H3K4 methyltransferase activity. Gene Ontology annotation, cellular component: Set1C/COMPASS complex.
AUGUCUCGCGCAUCUGGGGCGAGUUUCGCACAAUUCUUUCCAUCGGCUCCUCGAGCUGCGAAAGACAAAGCAAAGGAGAGGGAAAAGUCAAAGGCACAGCAGGCAGAUUCGCCUACCACCCUUUCUGUCACUGAUACCCAAAUUAAUGCGAAAGCCUUAACUGACAAUGCUUCUAUUACACGUCUUUCAGAAGAUAUAUCAAUUCCAAUUGCGGAUCCUCCUACCCUGACGACAGAAGAUAACGAAUCUGUACAAGGCGAUAUUUUGAAUGGUGUAGGCUCAGCCAGCUCACAUUCAAGCUCUGGAUCAUCCCUUUUCAGUGUCAACAAUCAGCUUUACAACAGCAUGCAAGCAUCUGCUGGCUCUCGAAAUAUCAACGAUUUAACACCAUUGACAAAUGCCGACUCAUCACCCAAUGGUGUUGCAAGUCCUGGCAAUGCCAAGGCUGAUAUGCCUGUCACCGCUACAACUCGCGCCGCUCUUGAUAAUACAAAAUCUCGGCAUGCCGUUGCUAUACCCAAUUCUGCCCCGGCAGAGCAUACUUCCACCGAGCCACGAGUCCUCGCUCGAGACCCAGCACGAGGCGUAAAGGGGAAAAAAUGCACAUAUGAUCCCUUCCACGAUCCUCAUAUACAUUCGACGAAAGAGAAACAUAAUCGCCGCCCACAUUAUAAGGAGUUUGGUUUGAAAGAUGACGCUCCCCCAGCGGAUCCGCGGUUAGCGAAAGGAAGCAGAUUGUCGUAUAUCAAUACCGAUUAUCAUAAUGCGUUAUCGCGACUCAACCAUUCGCCGUUUAUGCUGCCAAAGUACAAAUAUAAUCCCAAAACUCAUUAUGGACCUGGCCCACCAACGGAAAUUGUUGUUACUGGAUAUGAUCCAUUAAUAAAUUUUAUGAAGGUCACUAAUGUUUUUACUCAUUAUGGACAAAUCGCAGAGAGCAGUAAUAAACUACAUCCAGAGACAGGAAGUUGUUUGGGCUUUGGCACAUUUCGAUAUCGAGAUACUAAAAGGAAGGAUGGUACAAUUUUGACAGCGGCAGAGGCUGCCAAGAAAGCCGUCAUGAGAGGUAGCAGUGUGGUAGGGCUGGGACCGAGAAUCAAGGUUCAAUUCGAUCCGCAGGGAAAACGCAGUACUCGCAUGCUUGAGAAUGCUUUGGAAAAGUCGAAACCCGAACCUUUACCUUUACCGCCCAAGGAGCCACCACCUCCCCCUAAGCCUGAAGUUGUCAAAUCCUCAGGACCCCCGCCAAGUGCCCCCAAAGGACCUGCUGCCCUCUCUGGCAGGCCACAGUUUAGACCAGGCAGCAUAGUACAAGCUGCGAUUCCUACGAAACCGCGCCAGCAGACAUUGAUCGAGGAUGAACCAAUUGCGCAACAACUCGAGGAUGAGCCCUAUAUUUUUAUUUCGAAAGAUUAUGUUCCUGUUAUUCCAGCGACAAUCCUCCAUCUGAAAAAGCGGCUUAAGAACCAUUUCCUGGAGGACGUGAGAGUUGAUAGAACAGGUUAUUAUGUGGUCUUUGCGCUUAGUGACGAGGGGAGAUUUGAGGCAGACAGGUGUUACAAUUCUUGCAAUGGCACUGCGCUGUUCUCAUAUGAAAUGAUUAUGAAGUUAUACUUAUGGGGCACUGGAGGUCGACGACAUGAACAUCGCGAUCGCGCAUCCGAAAGAGGUCAUCACCGUCGCACUCGAAGUCCUGACCCGCGCUUGACUGAGCAGAAAAGGAGGAAGGAGAUUGAGGAGAUCAGGAAGGAAGAAGAGGCUGAUCUUGAGGACGAGAAGCGAGAACGGGCAAAGAACUUCGAUCCUGCACGCGAAGCUAUUGAAGUCAUCAAACGAGAGUUAAUGACACAUUUAAUGGACAAGGUGAAGGAGCGGAUAGCAAAUCCUUGUCUGCGAAAUUUUAUGGAUCCAACUAAUCAUGUAGCAAAACGACGCAAGUUGAAUAUCCAUGAUCCUAAUGCCAAGACGUCCUUCAUCGACGACGAGGAAGAUCAGGAUAAUAGUAACGCUAUUGCUACACCCAACUCACGGAUUGAGGACCGCAAUUCCCUAACUGCAGGGAAGGUUAAUGUUACUGCUCUACCUAGGAUUCGAAAAAGGGCGAAGGCGGAAAAGAAUCGCAACGUUGGAUUUACUGAUCCCUUCGCCAGGCCCACCCGGAAAGCUUACGUCCGACCCAUGCAUUUCCUCAUUGGUAGGGAGGAUGAAGAUUCCGAUGAUGACAAUGAAGCUCGUUCCAGGACAAGAGGUACUGAAGAGGUUGAGUCACACCCGAGAAGUCGUGUGGGUACUGACGAUGAAGCUUCUGAUGAUGAUACGGAUUCCAUGAGCCGAAAUGUGAAGGAGAGGUCCCAGUCAUUGGACACUCGAGAUGGGGAGUCUGCAAGUGAAGUCAAUUUCUCUGAACCUGCCGUAUCAACGAAGAAGAGAAAACUUGAUUUGCAUAUGGAAGCUGCGAAAAAGCGACAGAAGAAAACCGACGAGGAACUCUUUGGUGUGCCUGUGGCGAAGAUUGAGCCCCUUUCAGAAACUCCCACUGAGGCAGGUAUUUCUGAGCUUGACGGAUUCCAAAAGACAGAAUCCGAGACAGAAGCUGCUUUGGCUGCUGUGGCGGCUAGAAAGAAGGCAGCAAAAUCGGCAAAGAGGAAGAAGUCCAAGAAACAGAUUUUCGAAGAAAGGGAGGCUCUUAAAAGACAACAACUGGGUACUACGGAAGAUGAGAUUAUUCCAGAAGAAGUUGAUGAGGAGUCUGAAUUCGAGGAAAACAUUGUCGAUACAGCUCCCGUGGUAACAUCUGUCAAAUGGGGCAUCUCUAGUGAUGCACCCUAUCCCACUGUCGACGAUGACUUUGAUAAUAUUCUUGAUAUUGACGGGCUACAAAAUAUCCUCAAGGAUGACGAAGACGCUGGACCCGCACUCAAAAUUUUCAAGACGGAUUUCAAACUUAGCGAUCCUGCUACCUGGGCAUGGAGACAAGGGCAAAUCAAGUCACUUAAUCGUAAUGGAUACAAAGGCAUUGUUAAAGAUGAGACAACUAUACCUGGAUACUACGUGGAGACUUCGACUGGCUGUGCUCGUACUGAAGGUACGAAGAAGAUCCUGAAUUCCGAAAAGUCUCUCUAUCUUCCUCAUCGUAUCAAAGUUCAAAGGGCACGUGAGGAACGUGAAGCACAAGCGAAACGAGCCGGUAAAGAUGUUGUCGCAGAAGCAGCAGAGGCAGCUAAGAUUGCGGCAGAGAAGUUACUUGCCCGUACAUCUGGUCGUGCCACCCGUGUCAACAAUCGUCGUUAUGUGGCCGAUCUCAAUGAUCAGAAGAAGACUCUUGGUGGUGAUACUGAUGUCUUGCGUUUCAAUCAACUCAAGAAACGUAAGAAGCCUGUCAAGUUCGCUCGUUCUGCUAUUCACAAUUGGGGUCUAUAUGCCAUGGAGAACAUAGCGAUGAAUGAUAUGAUCAUUGAGUAUGUCGGUGAGAAGGUUCGACAACAAGUUGCAGAUCUUAGAGAAAAUAGAUAUCUCAAGAGUGGUAUUGGAAGUAGUUAUCUGUUUAGAAUCGAUGAAAACACGGUCAUCGAUGCAACAAAGAAAGGUGGUAUCGCAAGAUUCAUCAAUCAUAGUUGUAUGCCCAACUGUACUGCGAAGAUCAUCACGGUGGAGAAGAGUAAGAGAAUUGUCAUUUAUGCGCUGCGUGAUAUCGCACAGAAUGAGGAACUCACCUACGAUUACAAAUUCGAGCGUGAGAUUGGUAGUACAGAUCGUAUUCCAUGUCUCUGUGGUACACCGGCGUGUAAAGGAUUUCUUAACUAA